UUUCCACAAGAUCUUCAUAAGGUUUUCGUGAGGCUCAUUUGACUGAAGCUUCCUCACAACUUGUCCCUAGCAGAGAAGCGUGUUUUCUUUCGAAAGCGGUGUCCAGGCUACAGGCUGCUGUGGCCUAUGAGGGAUAACGUCAGUGUGGUUAUACUGAGUGCAGGACCAACCUCUGUCAAUUGAAGUGUCGCUUUGUGUUUCAGACAAAAUGUCUUUAUUUGUUAAGAUGUUUGGUGGAGGAGAAAAGGUGAGAAAGAAGCCCUGCCAACAGGAGGAGAUCGAGAAACUUCCAGAGAGAGAGGAGUUGCUGAUGAGAAAGAAAGAAAUUCUGAAGAAAAAGAUUGACCAGGAACUUUUGUUUGCCAUGAAAAACAGCAGAAAAAAUAGGAGAGGGGCUCUGCAGGCUCUGCGAAGAAAAAAGUGGUACGAAAAACAUCUCAAGUACAUUGACUGUGCUGUUAAGGCCAUGAGAUCUGCUCAUGAACACACAGAUAUUAUCAACAAGGUGAAUGACCUGAUCAAAGACCUCACUGAGGAGAAGGAUCCAACUCAAGACUUAUCUGAAGCCCUCUACACAUCUGUGGGAUUCGGAGUGGAAUUUGAUGAGAAUGAGAUGCUGGCAGAGCUGCAGAAGCUGGAAAAGAAUCUAGACAAGAGUCUGUUUGAGAAGGACAGAAUAGAGGAGAAAGUCUCUUGUCCCAGUGAGUCCCUGCCUGCCAAGACAGAGGAAGACGAGGUUGAAGAUGAUUUAGAGUACCUGCGGCGCUGGGUGAACGAACCCUUGUAAACACACCUUCAGCCACAAUGCGCUGACAUUAAAAGGAAAAGGUGAAUGUGCAGGCUGUAAUAAUAAAUAGGAAGAAAUAAUAUGUUAUUGUUCAUAAGUUUCAUGUUUGUGCGCACAUUGAACUCUGAAGUCUCAAUGAAAACGAACAUGUAAUUAAAUCUAAUGUGAGGCAGACACUACUGUAUACUGUAGUAAAGUAUGAGCUCUAUAAUACAUACAUGUUAACAUUACUACAUGACUUUAUG
Scatophagus argus is the source of this 1032-nucleotide messenger RNA. RefSeq names its product charged multivesicular body protein 4c-like. Gene Ontology annotation, biological process: vesicle budding from membrane; late endosome to vacuole transport via multivesicular body sorting pathway. The transcript is spliced from 5 exons. Lineage: Eukaryota; Metazoa; Chordata; Actinopteri; Scatophagidae. The record is from RefSeq and is a predicted model, not a curated record. Bases 209 to 787 code for a protein of 192 amino acids. Gene Ontology annotation, cellular component: cytoplasmic side of plasma membrane; multivesicular body; ESCRT III complex.